Molecule: messenger RNA, 1114 nt
Organism: Armigeres subalbatus
Lineage: Eukaryota; Metazoa; Arthropoda; Insecta; Diptera; Culicidae
Exons: 5
Coding region: 18-1085 (355 amino acids)
Source: RefSeq, a predicted model, not a curated record
UCGGUUUGAAGACGGCAAUGUUAGUUAUAUUUCUAGUAAUUAGUGAUAGUGAAUUAUUGUGCUCAGCGGAAACUGAAGCAGAACAAAUACAAAUCCUGCAUGAUGUGAGAAACGGAAGCACAAAAGUUUUAUCAAGAACAAAGCGCUUCUUGCAGUUCCCGGAAGGCAGCUCAUUUCAACUUGUACAGGAUCAAGCGCUACCAAUCAUUGGAUUCAAUAGAUUGUUCACGGUUGGUGUCACGGUGGCCUUGGCCUAUGAGCUGCCUAGCAUUUCCAUAUUUGACAUAGAACAAUUGUUGCGAGAACCCAACUCAGAUGCGAUUCCCUCGCGACGGAAGGAUGAGAACAUCAACAGUAACACCGUGGAAACGAGCACCAGUCAAUAUGAACAAGUCAAUAGACACUCCUAUUAUUAUAGUAAUUCCUACGGUCCUAAUAAUUACCUGCAGCCCAGUUUGCUAAACCACGGAAGCAAUUCGAAUCAAUUGAAUCACUAUAAUUACCCCGCCAAUUAUAAAACCGGCGGUAAUUAUGGCAACUAUUACAAUUGGCAACAAACGCACAGACCAGCCUUUUCAAUGAAGGAUCUUCCACCAAUCUUCUUAUCGCCAUUAAAUUCUUCCGCGAACGAUUGGAACAGUAUUGUUAACAGAUAUAUCUCAACGUGGAUUCAAAAUCAUCCACCGAACUAUCAGCAGAGCAAACGACCCUUCUUUCCGGUGUUUGGAAAGCGAAGCAUUGACGAGAAAACAAAUCACAAAGACAAAUUCUUUCUCGACCACCAUCGAUCGACUCGUCAUCAACUUUACUCGAAAAUUGAAAAAUUUCUCGACACGAAAGGAAACCAUGGCCAGCAUUGUGUGCUUCGAGCUCUUUGUGAGAGUGGGCAACGUAGGAACACCGGAAAACCAGAUACAUAUUUGAAGGAAAUUUUAAAAGCCAUUUUUAGUUUGCCGAAAACACAUCAGGCGUCUUCCCACGAGAAGCAUCGCAUGUAUGAUGAAGCACACAGCCAUGAAGGGGACUGUGCAGAAAAGUUUCAUUUCUGCCAAGACAGCAUAUGGUCGGAAACGUUCAGAUACUAAACAACACAUAUAACUAAAAUUCAAAGAAA